This is a messenger RNA of Salarias fasciatus (jewelled blenny), 1983 nucleotides long. It is a transcript of the gene espnlb, whose product is annotated as espin like b. Gene Ontology annotation, molecular function: actin filament binding. The transcript has 6 exons. NCBI's taxonomy places the organism in Eukaryota, Metazoa, Chordata, Actinopteri, Blenniiformes, Blenniidae. Gene Ontology annotation, cellular component: cytoplasm. The coding region runs from base 1 to 1983 and encodes 660 amino acids. Gene Ontology annotation, biological process: actin filament bundle assembly. The record is from RefSeq and is a predicted model, not a curated record.
AUGGAGAACAGCAAGGUGACCACUCAUCAGCACCCGGGAACUCAGAGAAGGCAGCCAGUGAAGGAGGUGCUCCCCCUGCCUCGCCUCCCCGCUCCUGCUGCCCCCCCAUCUCUGACCCCUGCUGCUGCCUCCAGGAAGCCCACCACAGGCUCCAUCCAGCAUGUGCAGGUUGCCUCCUCAGUGGUGACAUCGUUCACUCAUCUGAGGCCUCCAGAGAGGGACCUCACGCUGAUGUCUCAGAUGAAGUCUAUAAAGUCUCUGAGGCACGCUGGUUUCACAGCGGUGUUCACUGGACAAACGAAGCUUGACAGUGAGGAGGAGGAGGAGGAGGAGGUACCGAUCGUCGAUGUGAUCCUGGCUGACAUCGACUCCCUCGUGCCCACCCAUGAUGAAAGUGGCCGCCCGAUAGCAGAGUGGAAGCGACAGGUGAUGGUGCGGCAGCUGCAGGUUAGGCUGCAGGACGAGGAAGAGCAGAGGAGACAGGACAUAAUUAACGGCUACACACCCGUGGACGGCUGGAAGUACUCCCAAGCACACAAUGCAGUCUUGGGACCCUUCGGUGAGCUCCUGACAGAAGAGGACCUUGUGUACCUGCAGCAGCAGAUUGAGUCGGUUUCCCUGCAGAAACGCUGUCAGGCCUACGAGCUGGAGCUGACCCGGCUGACCGAGGAGCUGAGAGCCAUUUUACCCGAUCCCAUUGUGAACAUUUCCCUCAACAAAGAGGUCCUGCAGCAGAUGGACUCUGAGGGGAAAAUGCACCUGGCUCUGCCGGUCUGGUGCAGUCGUGUCUCGGAGAUAGUUAGAAGCAUGUCUUUGUUGGUGGCUAAUCUGCCUCAAAGCGCUACACUGGACGGAGAAAGAGGGAUAGUGGAAGCCUCGAGUGGAUGCAGGAUACCGCACAUAGGGAUGGCGUCUGCUUUUAGCCAUCGUUUGGAGAGUAACAGCUACAGCAGGGCACGCAGGGAGAGGGUGGAGAGGGAGAUCCAGCAGUCUGGAGUGUCGGUCAGAACUCUCAGAACCAACUUCGAGGGUCAGAUUGGCUGCAUUUAUCCCUUUGCCGGGGUUGCAAAAGGAGGACAAGCGCUGCAGAGCCAAGCAACGCCGACAGGAACACCAGCCGGAAACAACACGAGUAAAAGUCUCAGUUGUGAGCUCAGCCACUGUGAGGCCCCUAAAAAACUUGUGCCUGUAAUAGAAACUACCAGCUUGAGAAAAGAACGGAUAGUGGUGCUUUUUCUCAGCCACUGGAAGAAGUCUGCAUAUGCCAUUUCGGUGAGAGCAGCGAGGCAGAGACAGGGACAGGUCGCAGCACCAGGGAGGAUGACAGCAGCACAGCCCCAGCAGAAAAUCACCUCCAUGUUCCAAUUCUGCAAGCAGCGAAGUGCUGUGGACAAAAUGCUAAACUCCUGGAAACAUAAGAUGGAAUUCAAAGAUGCUUGUUUGUCCUCUCCGGACGUCUCGCAAAAUCACAAUCCUCGAGUGAUCUACUCUCCAGAGCAAUUCCUGCCAGAUGUGGACGGCGUCGCCGUCAGCCACGACAGCUUGACCCUUGAUCUCUUCAUGCUGGGUUACUUUCACAUCUUAGAGCAAGAGCUGUCGCCCGAGGAGAGGAAGAUGAGGCACCUCCUUUGCUUCGAAGUCUUCGACCACGUGGGGAGUUUCCCAUGGGAAAAGGUGCGAGACUUCCACAGGGCCGUCCUCCAAGAGAUCCAGGCCGGGAGGAGGCAGUGGAGCGACGGCUUCGAGGACAUUAAAGCUCGCUUCUUCAAUGAAUCUAAAUCAUGUUGCUGUCAGUCAUCAUCCCAGCUGCUGCCAGAUACCAGACUAGUGCCCAAGGUGAUCGUUGAAAAUGCUACGCCAGAGGAGAGUGGCAAUGACACAGACUUCUCCUGUUUCAACAAUGAAGAUAUCUGUAAAUACAUCGACCGCAGUUUUGCUUUCUGGAAAGAAAAGGAGGCUGAACUGUUUGACUUUGAACAUUAA